CCCGGCUGCACCCUGCUCUGCACCCGCACUCCACCCCCAGACCUCACCCUGCCCUGCCGAGCGCUCAAUAGCCAGAUGGUAGGCCUAGACAAACGCUCUUCCGCGAGGGUGCCGGGAUGAGCGGGGGCUGGACUUCUAGAAAGGGAUCUGCGGGCGCAGGAGCUGGGGUCCGCGGUCUGGGGCCGCCAACGCAAGCCAUCAGCCCCGUGCUCAGCUCCCAGCAGGCAGAGGGUUCAGAAGCACCAGCGCCAUCAGCUUGGAAGCCUGCAAUCCACACACGGCUGACCUUGCCUACUUCCUCUUUCCAAGUUGUAGACUGCAGACUCUCUUCUGGGAAAUUGCCCCCAAAUCUAACAGGAGUACAAGAAGCUGGGGAGACUGGAAAACAGCACCGAAUUCCCCUGAAACUGCGGAUGGAAGCCUUCCCAGUCCUGCAACCACCUGCAGACUCUCACAAGCACUGUGUUCCCGGGAGAAGACCUUGCUACCCCAGGCCCAGGGAGUCGAGAGAAAACAAAGCCCUGAAGGUUUUUCACCCCGGGGGUGAGAGUGCGUGAUCCAAGAUAUACUUGAGGGAAAUUGUACAGAUAGUCCCAACUUAGCAUUGUUCAACUUUAUGAUGGUAUGAAAGUGAUGGCAUUCAGUAGAAAUUGUACGUCAAGUGCCAAUACAAUCACUGUUUUUCACUUUUGGUGCAGUAUUCAAUAAAUCACAUGAGGUAUUCAACACUUUACU
Messenger RNA from Piliocolobus tephrosceles (Ugandan red Colobus), 735 nucleotides. RefSeq lists its product as uncharacterized. Bases 117 to 557 code for a protein of 146 amino acids. NCBI's taxonomy places the organism in Eukaryota, Metazoa, Chordata, Mammalia, Primates, Cercopithecidae. The transcript is spliced from 4 exons. The record is from RefSeq and is a predicted model, not a curated record.